Clupea harengus (Atlantic herring) is the source of this 749-nucleotide messenger RNA. RefSeq names its product calcipressin-3-like. NCBI's taxonomy places the organism in Eukaryota, Metazoa, Chordata, Actinopteri, Clupeiformes, Clupeidae. The record is from RefSeq and is a predicted model, not a curated record.
UAUGUUAUUGGUUACUGUUUGCUUUUUGCCCUUAAGGUAGGCUGCAGCUGCGCCUUUAAUAAAAUUAUAAAAAGAUGCGCUUUCUACUAACAGACGCUUAAAUGAACUCGAAUUACUUCACAUACUUGCUGUACAAUAGAUCUAUGUACAGUUUAAACGGGACCUCAUCGUUUUAAAGUGUUAUUAUCGGAAAGCGUUCAUUUGAUCACUAUCAGUCAAUUCUGGUGUGUAGCGCUGCACUGAGCUGGGGGCCAUGCUGCGUGAGGAAGGCAAGAGAUGGGGAGAAAGUUCGGAGCCCUAUAGCAGUGACCCAGAGGAAGAGGAGGAGGAAGAGGGGAUGGUGUUUGGGGAUAACGAUGAGGACUGUGAGGAGAUGAUGGACCUGAGUGACCUGCCGACCUCGCUCUUCGCCUGCAGUGUCCACGAGGCUGUGUUCGAGGAGCAGCGCCAGAGGAACAAACAGGAGCUUGCAAAUCCGACAGACGCAGGGCUAAUGGAGAGCAGAGGAGAGGAGGGGAGAGGAGAGGAGAGGGAAGCAGGCAGAACAUUGUAACCUACAUUCAGGAGCCUGGUACCCAGACCUCCUGCCCCAGGCUAACACCUACCAUUUACAUUACCCUCAAACAGCACUCUGAGAACUCCUGCUCGGGAAGAUCUCGCCCCCUGACCCCUGUGUGGGGCUAUGUAGUAGCCUUUUGAAUGUGUCCUUAAUCCAUAUAAUGGUUCAAUAAAGGGGUUUUAAAAGUCGA